GUGAUUUGGGUCGAUUAUGUCAUGGCGGGUUAGAUGUUUUCGGCGCUUAGUUUUAUUGAAUUUGUUUUGAAUUACCCCGUCAAUGAUCGCGUAUCCUACGUUUUUGUUUGAAAGUGACGGUAUCUAUACUUUAGAAAUUGUUUUAUAAACCUUUCAAAUGCUGAAACAAUUGCAGAUGGGCCUACGCACGUUCAUGCUAAUCGCAUCCAAAGUAUGGAGUUGUUUUUGUUAUAUGUUUAGAAAGCAAUAUCGAGCGUUGGCUCAAUAUCAAUCUGUCAAAUAUGAAAUCUAUCCACUCUCGCCAGUAUCUAGACACAGGUUGAGUCUAGUAAAAAGGAAAAUGCUGGUGCUUGAUUUAGAUGAAACACUUAUACAUUCACAUCAUGAUGCAAUGUUGCGGCCAACAGUAAAGCCGGGUACCCCUCCUGAUUUUGUGCUCAAAGUGACUAUAGACAAACACCCAGUUAGAUUCUUUGUGCAUAAAAGACCACACGUUGAUUACUUCUUAGAUAUAGUUUCUCAGUGGUAUGAAUUGGUGGUGUUCACAGCAUCCAUGGAAAUAUAUGGUGCUGCAGUCGCCGAUAAGCUAGACAAUGGCAGAGGUAUUCUGCGGCGGCGGUUCUACAGACAGCACUGCACCGCGGAGCACGGCUCCUACACCAAAAACCUAUCGUCGAUAUGCGACGACCUCAACAGGGUCUUUAUCCUGGACAACUCGCCGGGGGCAUACCGGGACUUUCCAGACAACGCGAUUCCGAUAAAGUCGUGGUUCUCGGACCCGUUGGACGUGGCGCUGCUGAACCUGCUGCCGGUGCUGGACGCGCUGCGCUUCACGCACGACGUGCGCUCUGUGCUCUCCCGCAACCUGCACCUGCACCGCCUGUGGUAGCAGAUAAACAUGGGCUUUUGUACAAAUUGAGGGGCGCAACGGCGCUCGAUCCUAUUUAUUAUUUUUUCACCUGUUAGACCCCAGCUUCUAUUCAAAUAUACAUAUAGUGUUAAUAUAGUUAAAACGUUUUUUAAGUUUGUUUUUAAAUAAUUGUGAUUAGCGCUUAUAAAUAGACGGUGUAUAUUUUGUAGCCGCCUACUGUAGUAGGACUGGACUUUUCUACGGUUUUCGUUAUCUGCAUUGUAAACAAGUGUGCUCUUAAACUGUACGCGUCUCUUUCAUACUCACUGCGAUGUGAGAUGGUUGUUUUCAUUGUUUAUGUUUUCGGAAUCAUCAUAGAUGAUAUUUGUUUUAAAAAAAAUUAAACUACUUAAUAAAAAAAAUGUCUUCACAAAAUUGUGCAACAGUUGUAUAACACCGCUUUUGCAAUGUCACAUACAAGAUAAAAUAUUGUUAUAUUUUUUAAAUUAUUUACAUAUUAUAUAUUACUCUAUAUAAAACUGUGGUAAAUAUACAAUUUUGGAUUGAUCAACUAUUUACUUUUGUUCUUAAAAAAAACUCGUAAAAUAAUUCAACAGUAACAUGGAAAAUGAAAUUUCAAAUACAUACAUAAAUAAGGACAGAUUAAAUAUUUCUAUCUGAAGUGCAAUGUGACAGUAUUAUUUCUUUAAAAGAAACAUUUUUACCUUACAGUUUAGAGAGGGGAUUUAUAUUUUAUAAAUUGAAUGGUGCAAGUAGAUUUUUUAUAAAGUAGAUUUUUUUAUAAAUAAAUUAUGAAAUCCUACAUUCCGCUAUGAAUUUUUUUUCCUUUCUACAGUACAUCAUGUUAUUUUUUUCUAUGAUAAAUUAGGUUUUCAUUUUGUAUAAGAAAAACAAAUCUUGUUUUAAAUUAAUUAUUUUAAUAACAUAAAUGUUUGAAAGAGAAGCGAAUAGUGUAAAAAGUAACACUCGAUUUGACCCUGGGGUUGGUUACACAUGUAACAGUGAUCAAAUGUCAGCUUGUAAAAUAAAAAAAUUAACAUUAAUAUUGGCAUGUACAGUAUUGUCUACUGUCAUAAAUAAAGUUUUUUCUUCUUCAAUAUGGCCUUUGAUAUUAUGGUUAGGUCAUAAUAAUUCUGCCAAUGUCCGGUCUUUGGCCUGUCAGAUCUUGUCUUGAGGCUUCUCAGUGAGAAAGGAUUUAGCAUUAUAAGGUGACAAUGUGAAGUUGAACACUCUACUGCUGUCAAUAUUACGUAUGUAACUACCCUCAGAUAAUAUACAACAUCUUCGUCAUAUUCUUUUGCACCAGAUUUAUGUCACUUCCACCAACUUAUAUGCCCAACAAAAAUAGAAUAACAUAAUUUUUUGUGCGCAGCAAACACCAAUCAACAACUUGUAAAUAUAAUUUUAGAGAGGUCGAUUUGCCGAAUUUUUAUUCAAUUGCGGGACUUCUAUCCCAUAAUGUCACGGCUGGGACAAAAUGUCCCGAAAAGCUUUCAUGUAUAUAAAAAUGGGCAAAUGACAUCGCAAUGUCUUAUUCUUAGGUUAUCUCUAAGUCACACGCGCUGUGAGAAUAAGUGCAAAGUCACACUAUGACGGUGUGCGAUUAGCGUAAUAUGCAAAAGGGCCCUUCAACGUUAAUCACGUUAAAGUUAAUUUAAUAAAACUUUGUAAACUUUAUAAAAAAACACAUCACUGCUUAUUAGGAAAGGACACAGUCAUAAACCUACCACAUAAUGGAAUCUAUUUAACAAAAUACUCAAAAUGGGCCCGAAAUGUGUUAUUAAGAACCGAUUUUUACCGACUUCAUAAAGGGGGAGGCACUCAAUUCGACUGUAUUUUUUAUGUGUUACCUCAUAACUUUUUUCUAGGCGAACCGAUUUUGAUGAUUCUCUUUUUAUUUGAAAGCUAGGGCUUCUCAUGUGGCCCGAUUUGAUCAAGGUCUGACCAGUACUUUUGAGUUAUUCUUAAUAAUUUAUAGUUGAAGUCGGUUGUACAAAGUUUUUAAUUUUACCACUUGUCUCGUAUUGGCGACGAAUUUGAAAUCAUUAUUUUUCUUACGGUAACCGCUGCUACUUAUUACAAGUUCUUUUUUACUCAAUUUUUCGUGGAGUACAUUCUUGUAUAUACUAGCAAUUUACACCGUCCUAGUGUGGCACUUGCUUUAUGACAAUAGAGUAGUUAACACUACGUAACUAUCAUGUACAAAGUAUACCGAAUCAGUUGCGAUUGGUUUCGUGUCUGCUCGUGGAAGCUAGUUUGACUCGUGCGCGUAUGCCUACACAUAGAUAAAUAGAUAAUGCUUCUAAUAAAAUAUCCUUUGAUAGAUAAAACAAUCUAGAAUAGAGGAAUAAACAUGUAUUCUUCUGGCUUAUUAUUUUUGGUUAUUAUUGAGUUACCAACUAAAGUCGCUUCCAAACUAACUUUCCAUAAAUGCUAACAAUAUUUCUGUUCUCUUAUUUAGAAUAUAUUAUUAUAUACAUAAUAUAUAUUUUUAAUGGUUUUAAAACACAGUAAGUGGAUGCCGUGAUUUAUAGUGAUAUAUAGAUAUCUUUCCUCGGUUUAGAAUCAAAAUUCAGAUGCGUUGUCUUCCCUGAGGACUAACGUAGAAUGCCUCGUUUCCACUUAAAAAGUUCUUCGGUUCUCUACACUCACCAUACGAAACACAGCAGUAUUAAGCUGCUACUUUACACUGCUAUUCUGUGAGAAUGUGGUCCUUUCCUGGACCCAGUAGCAACAUGGACUUACCGGGUAUAAAAAAUGUUGAAGUUUUUUAAUUUUUAAUUUUAUAUCGGUAAAUAGUUCAGAAAUAUAUUAUACAACUGGCAAGCGUAAGUACAACGAACGUACCUCUCAGCAGUUGUGGAUAUACUUAUCAUCAUCAUCAUCACGACAACCCUCUUCACAAGUCCACUGUUGAACAAUGUCUUUUUCAAUGAAUGCCACGCAUAAGAGUAGAUACUAUCGAAAGACAAUUACCAUACAGUCUCAAAUACACAAAGGCGUUACUUGCACUCUUCAGUGACACACGCUGGCGAUGUACAAAUAUUUUGUUAGGUUAAUAAUUAACACCUUUGUACUCCCGUUACAUUAUAAAGCAAAUGGGUCAGCUUAUUCUAAAAGGAAUUACAGGGUUAAGCUUUUUAAGGCUAUUUACAUAGUUUUUUAUUCGGUUAAAUUAGCAUUCACGGAGCAGGCACUAAGAUUUUUAUUAUAUCUGUUAUGUUAUAUCUAGACUAUUUAGGUAUCAUGAAACUAGACUAUCUAUAAUUAUAUAUACCUUGUCUUCGUACAUAUAUGAGACAUGUGUACAGCUGUUGAGGAAAGAUAAUUUUGAACUGUAUUCCCUUACUCAUAGACAAAAGUCCAGAACAGGCAUGAACUCAAGAUAGAAAAAAAAACAAACAAAAUGAAUUACUUUUGUCUUGAAAUAUUAUCAUUAAAUUUAAAAAUCACUAAAAUAAAUGUGAAGGUAAAUUAAAGUUCAAAUAUUUUUACUAUCCUGGGUCCAUAUCUGUAUAUAGUUACUUUUUUUAAUUAUGGUUAGGACAACAUUUGAGCUAGACAUCACAUAUGGCUAGUGGUAAUAAAGGCACACAAAACACGUCCAUCAAAAAAGUUAAUAAAAACGGACGCUUUCCAGUAGAACUUUUUCGGUCAUGUAAAGUGUGACACAAAUAACUUUGAUUCGCUGGGCAGAACUUUGUACAGUCAGUUACAUAAAUUAGGGCUUAGCGAUCGUUUUUAGUGAUUCGAUUAAGGAAAUUACACACCAUGUAUUCUUCAAACCAAAUAGUUGAAAUACAUAGUUGUUAGUGUUUGAAUAUAUUAGAAUUUAUACAUAUGUUUCUUACUCGUCGGCAGGCUUUGAACUAGUCGUUUUUUUAUAAAAUCUGAUGAAAAAAAUACCUCCAAGUAUUGCUUGAUACCCUAGUGUUCGGUGUAAAGUUCCAAGCUGUUUUUAUCUUCACACAACUUUUGAUGACAUACAACUGAUCAAUUUCAGUUCUGCAAAUUUGUAAGAAAUAACUUAUUGAGGCGAAAUUACAUGUCAUUUUUUCGAUUGGUUUGCUUUUUUGGAUUUUUUACAAAAAAAAACGAGGUUCAAAAAUUUUACACACUAAAAGAUAAUUUCUUUUUCCUACGAAUAAAAGCCUUAACUGUCAUGUUUCUGGAAUGAAAAUGCUAAAAUGUCUAUGUGUUGUUUUGUUUUUGUAUAGACUUUAUAAUUCAAGCUGUCAUAACUUUUGUAGUACGAGUAUUUAAAUUUUAAAGACCAAUGAGACGAAUUAUUUUUAACGUUCUGUGUUUUGACAUUUAUUCAUAAUCACUCAACAUUUUUAUACAAAAUAAUUAUAUCCGUUUUCGUAUAAUUCAAAUAUGAUGGCAACACAUUAAUUCACCAUUUUUUUUUUACAUUCUCUAAAUGGACCGUGUUAUGUAGAAAUAUUAAACCCACAAAAGCAUAAAGUUAUUCAGAUUUAAAAAUCAUAUUAUGUAUACCAUUUUAAAGAAAAUUGAAUGUAGAUUUUGGGAUUACUUUCAUACUUAG
Messenger RNA from Parnassius mnemosyne (clouded apollo), 5420 nucleotides. The record is from the annotation of a GenBank genome assembly. Lineage: Eukaryota; Metazoa; Arthropoda; Insecta; Lepidoptera; Papilionidae.